This is a messenger RNA of Siniperca chuatsi (mandarin fish), 3243 nucleotides long. RefSeq names its product dual specificity phosphatase 6 (gene dusp6). The record is from RefSeq and is a predicted model, not a curated record. Bases 712 to 1863 code for a protein of 383 amino acids. Gene Ontology annotation, biological process: positive regulation of apoptotic process; negative regulation of ERK1 and ERK2 cascade; protein dephosphorylation. The transcript has 3 exons. Lineage: Eukaryota; Metazoa; Chordata; Actinopteri; Centrarchiformes; Sinipercidae. Gene Ontology annotation, molecular function: MAP kinase tyrosine/serine/threonine phosphatase activity; protein tyrosine/threonine phosphatase activity. Gene Ontology annotation, cellular component: cytoplasm; cytosol.
CAUCAACACGGGCCGCUCCAUCCGGCCCCCGUUUCCAGGGCGACCGCUGCUGGGGCUUCUCUGAUUGGCCGGCCGACAUAAUGUAUCCAAUGAAACGCCUCCUGUUUGUAGCCAUUCAGCAGCCUGGCGCCGCAGAGAGCACAACGAGCUAGAGCCCGCACCGCGUCUAUUCACACCGCAGACAGAGGGGCAACAGGCGGCAUCCGCAGGCAGAAAUAAACAAGCAUAACCUGCACGGUUCCCACCCAGAGAGACCCCUCUUCCCCACCUUUCUACUGCACUGGAUCUCCAAAAAGGAAAAUAGAGGUGGAAGAGCAGUUGCGCUCGGAGCCGUGGAGUUACAUGAGCAGAGGAAGCGUCAGGGCCGGCGUGACUCAUUGAUAAAUAACACGGUCUCUCUCCGGCCAGAUGCAUGAAUGACUGCCAGAGUAGGCAACCCGCUCUCGGGAAAUCUGUGAAGGAGACCCGCGUUUGUAUUGAUCCGUCUCAUGCCAAAGCGCACGGGACAUUGAAGGACACUUGGAGAGACAAUUUAUUUGUCUGAUUUAGACUUUUUUUUAUAUUUCAGUCGCUUGUGUUGCUGAGGCCCCUCCAAGCAGCGGACUGAAGAAGAAACCCCAGACAAUUUUUUUGGUUUUCUUGCCUCCUUCCCGCUGCAGCCAAACCUCGCUUCUUCAAAUCAUUUUUUUUUUUUUUAACUCCUGCUUAUAAAUGCUUGACAAACUCAAGCCAGUCGUCCAGCUCGACUCUGUAAUGGCGAUCAGCAAGACGGUGGGCUGGCUCCGGGAGCAGCUGGAGACGCGCAGGGACGGCCUGCUUGUGAUGGACUGCCGUGCCCAGGAGCUCUACGAAUCGUCGCACGUCGACACGGCCAUCAACGUGGCCAUACCGAGCCUCAUGCUCCGCCGGCUCAAGAAGGGCAACCUGCCCGUGCGGUCGCUGCUCUCCGACGGAGAGGACCGGGAGAGGUUCGUGCGGCGGUGCAAGACGGACACCAUCGUGUUGUACGACGAGUACAGCCGGGAGUGGAACGAGAACGUGGACGGGGGCUCUGUGUUGGGUUUACUGCUGAGGAGGAUGAAGGACGAAGGCUACAAGGCCUAUUAUCUGGAGGGUGGCUUCAGUAAAUUCCAGGCCGAGUAUCCAACUCUGUGCGAAACCAACCUGGACGGCUCCUCUAACAGCAGCUCCCCCACCGCCCAGGUGCUGGGCCUCGGCGGGCUGCGGAUCAGCUCCGACUCCUCGGACAUCGAGUCGGACAUUGACCGGGACCCGAGCAGCGCCACAGACUCUGACGGCAGCCCGCUGUCCAACCCGCAGCCCUCCUUCCCGGUGGAGAUCCUGCCGCACCUCUACCUGGGCUGCGCCAAGGACUCCACCAACCUGGACGUGCUGGAGGAGUACGGCAUCAAGUACAUCCUCAACGUGACUCCCAACCUGCCCAACCUCUUUGAGAACGCAGGGGAGUUUAAGUACAAGCAGAUCCCCAUCUCGGAUCACUGGAGCCAGAAUCUCUCUCAGUUCUUCCCCGAGGCCAUCGGCUUCAUUGAUGAAGCGCGAGGUCAGAAGUGCGGCGUCCUGGUCCACUGCCUGGCCGGCAUCAGUCGCUCUGUGACAGUAACGGUGGCCUACCUGAUGCAGAAGCUCAACCUGUCCAUGAACGACGCCUACGACAUCGUCAAGAUGAAAAAGUCCAACAUCUCGCCCAACUUCAAUUUCAUGGGCCAGCUCCUGGACUUUGAGCGCACGCUGGGCCUCAAGAGCCCGUGUGACAACCGCAUUGCGGCGCCGAGCCAGCAGCUCUACUUCACCACCCCGACUAACCACAACGUCUUCCAGCUGGACCCCCUGGAGUCCACGUGAGGUCUGCCGACACCACCCUCUCCUUGCUGGAGGUUUCAUGGGCCUCCUGUUGGAAAAGCUGCAAAAAGUUUCUCUUUUUUCCGUCGCCUGCCGCGGGACCAGGCUUUUGACGUUAUUGAUAAAGCUGGUUUGAGGCAACUGCUGCUGAGCGUGGUUACUGGAGGGCCAAAGCCGUCUGGCCAAGAGGCAGCCGCUGACUAAAUGAGGAAAGACAGUGAAAGAGACAUAGACAGAAAAGAGGACGAGAGUGCAGAUACUUUCUUCAAUCUUAUAUCACUGUUGGACUCCUGAGGUCUUUUAUCUCUUUUUGUCAUUGUUUCUGAGGAAAGUUAAAGUGAUCCGUCGGACAGAUAUACUGUACGUUACGCUUCAAAGCUCCUGGGCUGGUGUGCCAAAGAGACAUGACUGUUCAAACCGGACAGAUCUAAAAAUGACACCCUUUUUUAUGUUUGUUUUGGGGUAUAGCACUGGUUCCCCCAAGACAUCAAGGUGCGUUGUCUCCUUCGUCUUCUGUGAAGACUUGCCUGUGUGGGGUUGAAGCACCCCAGCUUUAAAUGGCACACUAUAUACUGGACUUGAUUUUACAUUUGUGGAGUCUUUUCACACAUUUAUACAUGAUGUAUAUAUCUUAAUAUAAAAGACAAUACAAUAAAAGCCUUGUUCUAGUAUAAACCCUUUGCAACAAGUGGGUACUGAAGAUUCUCUUUGUUUCAUAUUCUACUUUUAUGUAAUCAAACAAACUGCAUAUUGAUCAGUAUGUUGAAGUUGAUUAUGCCAAAAAUCAAGUAGGCUUUCUAAGAAUUGUGCAAAAAUGUGUACACGUGUAAUAUAUUUGAUAAUUGCUUUAUGUGUGAAUUCAGCCGACGGGCCUUGUUUUUGCACCCACCCUCCCACAAAUCAAAGUCACCUUGGUAGUUUGCCUUACUUUUGCGCCCCGGAAGGUUUUUACUGCGCAUUAGCCUUCAGAGAAAUUCACCAAUUUUCUCAACUCUACAGCACACAAAAAGUCAACCAAACCUUGAGCAGUUUUCAUAGCAGUGUUUAAUUUGGCACCACAUAAAAGAUAGCAUAUGCAAGUUUGAGUCAGCAUGGCCUCUCUGAAGGUUAAUGUGAGUAAUCCUGAUAUGUGCACAAGGGUUAAAAGUCUCUGACAUGUGGACAAAGUAGGAGGCUUUGCUCACCUCGCCUCUUCAGGGAAAACUCUGUGAAAUACAGUUUAUAUUUGUCAAGAUGAGAGAAAAGCAUUGUGUUGCUCCCUCCGCAGAGAAGGCCUCUUUCCAGAGGAAGCCAUCUUGGUGACCUCUGCCAACCCCCUCCACACUCCUCUCUUACGAAUGUAAAGAAAUUAUAAGUUAUUAAUAAAUUGCUAUUUUGUCUACA